AUGGUUCUGACAUCCGACCUCAGAGUGGUUCUGGUGGGUCAGGAAAGAGUCGGGAAGAGCUCAGCAGGAAACACCAUCCUGAGAAAUAAGGAGUUUAACUCUGAAGACGGUCUCAAGCUGCUGACUCUGAGCAGUAAGAAGGCAGAAAGUGAAGUUUUGUCUCGUAGAGUCUCUGUGGUGGACACGCCCGGACUCUGCAGCUCUGUUCUUAAACCAGAAGAAGUGAAAGCUGAGAUCCAGAGAGCUGUGGAGCUGAGCUCUCCUGGUCCUCAUGUUUUUCUGCUCACCAUCAAGCUGGGAAGAUUCACUGAACAGGAGAAGAGAGGAUUGGAGAUGCUGCAGGAGAUUCUGGGUCCAGAGGUUUCCAAGAACACAAUGAUUCUGUUCACCCACCGAGACCGACUGGAACAAACAGGCAUCGAUAUUCAUCAGUUUGUAAAAAGAGAUGAAAACUUGCAGAAACUGGUUAGGAGCUGCAGUGGGAUGUAUCAUGUGUUCAACAACAAGAAGAUGGAAGACAGGAAGCAGGUCCAGGAUCUGCUGGAAAAAAUAGAUUCAAUCUCAGACAGAGGACGUCGUUAUUAUCAGAGGCAGAGUUCUCAGAUCACUUUCUUUAGAUGGGCUCAGUUAUUGUGGUCAGACUGGAGAUUCAAACUGGGAGUUUGCUUCCUGUGCUGUUGGAUAUUGAGCGACAUAUUGAGUCGGUUGAGAAAAGAAGAGAUGAAGUAA
Messenger RNA from Xiphophorus maculatus (southern platyfish), 729 nucleotides. RefSeq names its product GTPase IMAP family member 2-like. The record is from RefSeq and is a predicted model, not a curated record. Gene Ontology annotation, molecular function: GTP binding. Lineage: Eukaryota; Metazoa; Chordata; Actinopteri; Cyprinodontiformes; Poeciliidae. The coding region runs from base 1 to 729 and encodes 242 amino acids. The transcript has 2 exons.